Gastrolobium bilobum is the source of this 2124-nucleotide messenger RNA. RefSeq names its product histone-lysine N-methyltransferase ATX3-like. The annotation marks the transcript as partial. Gene Ontology annotation, biological process: regulation of transcription by RNA polymerase II. The transcript has 13 exons. The record is from RefSeq and is a predicted model, not a curated record. Lineage: Eukaryota; Viridiplantae; Streptophyta; Magnoliopsida; Fabales; Fabaceae.
AUGAUAGUUAAGCGGAUUAUGAAAACUGAAAUGCAGAACCUGAAAUGGUGUAAGCUAGAAGAAGACACCAAUUCCAAGGACAAUGAGUGUUCGUCGAUUCAGAAGAAGCGGAGGAUGAAUGAAAACUUGAGUUGUGGUUCUGGGUCUAGGUCCAGCGAAGGAUGGAAUUGGGGUGGUGAGGUCCAUUCCCAUGGCCAUUCAAAUUCUAUGGAGUUGAAUGGUGCAAGUAGGAAAACACUAGAGUUGGCCUCAGAAUCAGAAUGGGUUCGACCUCCAUUGUUGCGGUCAUCGAGAGGUCGAGCUCAGAUGCUUCCAUCCAGGUUCAGUGACUCGGUUCUUGAUACAUGGAAAAGUAAUGGACGAGUAAAAAAAGAUAGCAAACGCUUCGGGUUUGAAGAUGAUAUUGCUUUAGAAGAUAUUGGAACGGGAUUUGUAAAACAGGGGAAGAGAAAUAAAUGUGGCUCAAAAAGUUCUCUUUGUUUUCCAUAUUCUGCUGAAAUGAAGGCGGAAACAGAAUCGGGUGGCUUAGGUUUCAAUGAUUUUGAUUACAAGAAGCUUAAAACGACAGUUAAUGGGAGUCGUUCAUUAUUGGUUAAAAAAGAGAGUAAUGCUUCUGGACUUGGUUUUGAUCCUGAGGGUGUAGACCUAAAGGAAAAGCCUAAUGGAAACGCUAAAAAGAGGGAGGGCAUUUACAAACCAGAGGAUUUUGCUUUGGGUGAUGUAGUUUGGGCAAAAUGUGGGAAGCAAUAUCCUGCUUGGCCUGCUGUGGUGAUUGAUCCCAUCUUGCAAGCUCCCAAGUCCGUCCUCAACUGUUGUGUUCCCGGUGCAAUUUGCGUUAUGUUCUUUGGUUAUUCAAAAAACGGAAAGCAAAGGGACUAUGCAUGGGCGAAGCAGGGGAUGAUAUUCCCCUUUUUGGAAUUCAUGGAUAGAUUCCAGCGGCAGACUCAAUUGUACAAGAGCAAACCGAGUGACUUUCACAUGGCAAUGGAGGAGGCAAUGUUGGCAGAAGAUGGCAUUUUGGACUCACACUUGGGAGCUGAGCAAAUUACUGAUGUUCAGGCUCAUUCCAGUGGGCUUACGGAGUAUGCAGGUUCCUAUGUUGAUCAGGGUACAAUAUCUUGUGCUGGCUGUGGUUUGAUGUUGCCAUGCAAAACCAUGAAGAAGAUUAAGGAUUCAAGCUUUGCUCCUCAGCAUUAUUGUAAACCCUGUGCGAAGUUACUAAAAUCGAAACAAUAUUGUGGCAUUUGCAAAAAGAUUUGGCACCAUUCAGAUGGUGGGGAUUGGGUAUGUUGUGAUGGUUGUAAUGUUUGGGUGCAUGCUGAGUGUGACAAAAUUUCCAGCAAACUUUUCAAGGAUCUGGAAAAAACAGACUACUAUUGCCCAGAUUGCAAGGGAAAAUUCAAUUGCAAAUUAUCAGCAUCACAAACAUACAAGUCAAAAAUCAAAUCAAUAGAGAAUAGCCUAAAACCUGAGUUGCCUGAAAAUCUGGCGGUGGUGUGCAAUGGCAUGAAAGGAAUUUAUAUUCCAAAGCUUCAUUUAGUUAUGUGCAAGUGUGGCUCGUGUGGUUCAAGGAAGCAGACCCCGAUUGAAUGGGAAGGGCAUGCAGGUUGCAGAGCCAAAAAAUGGAAAUAUAGUGUGAAAGUGGAAAGCACAAUGCAACCGCUGAUAAAAUGGGUUCUCCAGAUCACGAAGCACAAAUCUCAACCUGGUAUUCCUCUACGGUUAGAUCAGCAAAAGGUGCUCUCCUUUUUGCAAGAGAAGUAUGAGCCUGUUUAUGCAAGAUGGACAACAGAAAGAUGUGCCAUUUGCAGAUGGGUUGAAGACUGGGAAGAUAACAAAAUAAUUAUCUGUAACAGGUGCCAAAUUGCAGUUCACCAAGAAUGCUAUGGGGCAAAGAAUGUUCAGUUUACUUCCUGGGUUUGCAGAGUCUGUGAAACUCCUGAUGUUGAGAGGGAGUGUUGCCUCUGUCCAGUAAAAGGUGGUGCUUUGAAGCCAACUGAUGUCGAGAUGUUGUGGGUUCAUGUAACAUGCGCUUGGUUUCGGCCUGAAGUUCUUUUCCAAAACCAUGAGGCAAUGGAACCCGCCACUGGAAUCCUUAAGAUUCCAUCUAAUUCCUUUUUGAAG